Messenger RNA from Nicotiana tabacum (common tobacco), 1116 nucleotides. The record is from RefSeq and is a predicted model, not a curated record. NCBI's taxonomy places the organism in Eukaryota, Viridiplantae, Streptophyta, Magnoliopsida, Solanales, Solanaceae.
AUGAAAGCUGAUCAAAGGCAUGCAACUUCAAAGUUGAUUAGUGGUUAUAUUAUUGACAAUCUUCGAGACCCAUGGUUUGAAGGUACGACAGCCUUUGUCAUGGCAGAAAUGCAAAUAUUGCAUGGACUAGACAUUGGGUAUCGCAAGGCGUGGCGUGCUAUUCAACGUGCUUCAGCUUUCAUAAGAGGAACUCCUGAAGAGAAUUAUGAAUUGCAGUUUCUUUAUAUGUUUUAUGCAUAUGGAUCAUCAAUAGCUGGAUGGAAUCAUUAUAGACCAAUGAUUGCUGUUGAUGCAACGUUUUUGAAGUCAAAAUAUCGUGGUGUUUUAAUGAUUUCAGUUUCAAAGGAUACAAAUAACCAAAUAUUCCCACUAGCCUUUGGGAUUGCAGAAUCUGAAAAUAACAACUCCUAUGAGUGGUACUUUAGUGAGCUUAGCAAUGCAAUUGCGAGCCGUGAUAAUUUAAUUGUUUUAUCAGAUAGGCAUCAAUCUAUUGCACAUGUCAUCGCAAAGGUCCUCUCGCGAAGACGAAGAGUAAACUGGUUUCUUUAUAUGUUUUAUGCAUAUGGAUUAUCAAUAGAUGGUUGGAAUCAUUGUAGAUCGGUGAUUGCUAUUGAUGCAACAUUUUUGAAGUCAAAAUAUCGUGGUGUUUUAAUGAUUUCAGUUUCAAAGGAUGCAAAUAACCAAAUAUUCCCACUAGCCUUUGGGAUUGCAGAAUUUGAAAAUAACAACUCCUAUGAGUGGUACUUUAGUGAGCUUCACAAUGUAAUUGCGAGCCGUGACAAUUUAAUUAUUUUUUCAGAUAUGCAUCAAUCUAUUGCACAUGUCAUCGCAAAGGUCUUCCCUGUUGAUUCAUGGCGUUCUAGAGUUGAGGAGGAAGGAAAUACUUUCUUGGUGGACUUAAGCAAAAGGACAUGUGAUUGUUUUCAGUUUCAAUUUGAUGAAUUAUCAUGUAUACAUGCAAUUGCAGCUAUCGAGAAGAGAAACAUCAAGAAGUCCAAUUUCUGCUCAAACUGGUACUUAAAGGAAUCUUGGCUGAAAACAUACGACAGACAAAUAUAUCCUAUAGGACAUACGGAUUCUUGGAUUGUACCAGAGAGUGUUGUCACUAAUUAUUAA